Triticum turgidum subsp. durum (durum wheat) is the source of this 3744-nucleotide messenger RNA. The record is from the annotation of a GenBank genome assembly. NCBI's taxonomy places the organism in Eukaryota, Viridiplantae, Streptophyta, Magnoliopsida, Poales, Poaceae.
AUGGCGGCGGGAGUGGUGCGCCGCCGCCUCGCCCUCGCCGGCGCCGGCGCCCCUCCUCCUUCUCCUCCUCCCAUCUACCGCCAGACCGCCGCAGCCAUCCCCAUACCCGAGGUGAAGGAGGACGGUGCUUUCCUCCCCUGGCUGCGGAGCAAGGCCGGGUCCGCCGUCUCCUCGGCGCUGCGCAUCGGGACCUCGCCGCUGGGAAGGUCCUUGUUCGCUUCGCAGCCGAUCCAGGAGGGGGACUGCAUACUGCAACUGCCUCACACCGCUCAGCUUACUCAAGACAAACUUCCGCAGGAGGUCCGCCUGCUGCUCGACGAUGUUGAUGAUGCUGUUGCCAGGGACGCGGCGGCCAAGGUAGCCGUGCUCCUCAUGAUGGAGCAGCGCCUGGGACAUGAAUCGGGGUGGGCGCCUUAUGUUACAUCCCUUCCGGCCAAGGGUCAGAUGCACAACAUGGCUCUUGAACGUUUUCCACAUUUCUUUGGAGAAAUCAAACUGGAGGACUUCAUGCAUGCUUCUGCAUUGGAUUUCCUUAACCAUGAUGGUGCUUCUGGUUCUAUAUUAGUGUAUGACGAAGAGAAAGAUGUUUCAGAGGUCAUUGCCAACAGGAAUUAUGCUGUUGGUGAACAGGUCAUGAUAAGAUAUGGGAAAUACUCGAAUGCCACACUAGCACUUAACUUUGGGUUUACACUUUCCAGAAACAUAUAUGACCAGGCACAUGUUUGGAUAGAUAUGUCAGAGCAAGAUCCACUUUAUGAAAAGAAGCUUGACAUAUGGCAAAAGCACCACCGUACUCCGAAAUCUCAACACAUGUGCAGCUCUGGCUGUACUAGAACUUCUUUUGCCAUUAAUGACACAACGAUGAUGGCCUCUUUAGAAUUGGAAGAGAUGGCCAUGGAGGCUGCUGAAAAUGACGGCCGGCUUGCGAGGCGUCCUCUGAAGCAUGCGGAGAGAGAAGUCCAUGCUCACCGCAAGUUGCUUAUGCACCUUGAAAGCAUGAUUCAGGGUCAUUCUACAGCUAUUGAGCAACUUGAAACCAUUGAUGGCGCUGCAUCUAGGAGCAUGCAUCCGUUGAGAAAAGAGAUGGCUAAAAAUUUACUUGCCGGCGAGGUACAGGUUUUGCAGAGUGCUUAUGCAUGGGUUGCAAACUACUAUAUGGAGCACCUGGUCAAGUGCAUGCUCUUACUCCUUGGAGAGGAAGCCGAUUCCUUUUCAAAGCGAGCAGAGAUGUACUACAAGAGGCGGCCUGAGGUGAUCACUCAGGUGGAAGAAGUGUACCGGAUGUACAGGGGUCUCGCCGACCGGUAUGACAUCAUGUCAGGGGAGCUGCACAAGGCAAACCACACCAUCGCUACCGCCUUCCCUGACCAGGUUCAGUAUGCGAUGCUAGAAGAGGAGGAUGACAACGUCCCAAAGGCGUUCACCCCGGUCGAUCCGCGCAAGAUCCACAAGUCGACCGUCGAUGGGCUGCUGAAGAAGAAGAAAGGAAAUGCGCCAGGAGCCGGCGGAGACAAGAAGGAAGCAGCUCCGAUGAGCAAGGAGAAUGCACGAGAAGAGAUCAGCAGGCUACAGAAAGCUAUACUUGUGAUGCAGACCGAGAAAGAGUUCAUCAAGAACUCGUACGAGAGUGGCAUUGCCAAGUACUGGGAUCUUGAGAAGGAAAUCAAUGAGAUGCAGACAAAAGUUUGCCACUUCCAAGACAAGUUCGACGUAAGCGCGGUGAUCGAGGACGAUGAAGCCAGAGCCUUGAUGACAGCGACGGCCCUCAAAUCCUGUGAAGACACCAUUGUCAGAUUGCAAGAACAGCGCAAGACCGCUGCGAAGCAGGCAUUGGACGAGUCUGAGCGAGUCAAAGUGCUGAGAGAGAAGCUCAAGCCCAUACUGGACGAACAUGGCAAGUCUCUGCCGGACCUGGUGGAGAAAAACAUACGGAAGAAUCAUGUCACGGAGAUGGGAGACGUGUACCAUGUGAAGCUGGGUGAGCUGCAGAUGCAAACAAUAGUCGGCAAGAUCAAGGAAAACUUUGCGAGCGACUGCAACAUCACCAUGGACGAGAUCACGGAGCAGAUCGACGAGCUUGUCAACAAAGUUGUCGAUUUGGAGCUCAUGGUUUCGUCGCAGACCUCGCAGAUCGACAGAAUGCGCCGCGAAAAUGAGGAGCUGGAGAAUUCCGUCAAGAGCCUGGAGGAAGAGGGAGGCUCGAGCGAAGUGGAGGAGAAGCUGAAGCAGGUGGAAGAGGAGCUGGUCAGAGUGCAGGCUCUCGAGAGCUCCUUCCAUAAAGAUGAGAGCACGAUACGCUCAAACUUCACGGAAACGAUAAGCAGAUUCAGUAAUUUCGCCGACAUGUUGCAGUCGCCGGUUUGUGACUACCAGGCUCCUGCUUCUGCUGCUCACACGUCGGCACCACCCGGCGAGGAAGCACCGCCUCCUACAGAGCCAUCCAGCACGAGUCAUCCACCUCCACCUGAGGAAGAAGAAGACAAACAACAGGUAGAAGAAGAGAAGGCCACCGUCGUGCAGACUCCCCAACCCCAACAAAUUUCACGGCCGGGUUCGCUGGCACGGCUUCGCCACAUCUCUUCUGACGCUGAAGAAUCUGAGGAGCAAAAGGGGAAGGGCGAGAAGGGCUGUCUUGACGGUGACAUGAAGAAACUGCAAGAGCGGCUCAUGGAUGGCCUGGAAGACAAGGAGAAGGUCCUGCUAUCCGAGUACACCUCGCUCCUGGAGGACUACAAGGACACCAAAAGGAAGCUGCUGGAUGUGGAGAAGAAGAACCAGGAGUGCCUCAAUGAGAUCAGGUCGCUGCGCAAUCUUAUCGGAGAGAAGGAGAAGGAGAAGGAGAGGGAGAGGGGCAGCAUCAGAGGAGGACACAGGAGGACACCCAGCCUUAGCCAUCAGAGGAAGCAGAGCCUUUCUUCCAUCUCUAAGCUCAUCAGGAUGGGCUCAAGCAUGCAAGACGACCCUCCUGCUGCUGACCUUGACGACAUGAGGCUGCCGGCGAUCGCCGAGGUGGAGAAACCGUCGCCACUGGAGGAGAAGUUCAGGCGCGACAUUGACACGCUGCUGGAGGAGAACCUCGAGUUCUGGAUGAAGUUCAGCUCCUCCAUGGGCCGGGUGCAGGAGUUCCAGAACAAGUACGAAGACCUCAGGAGGGUGGCGGCGGACGGCGCCGACGGCGAGAAGAAGCUCCGGGCGCUCAAGACGGAGCUGCAGGUGUGGUCGGAGCAGAACGCGAUGCUGCGGGGCGAGCUGCAGUGCAGGUUCGCGUCGCUGUGCGACAUCCAGGAGGAGAUCUCGACGGCCCUGGAGAUGGACACGGAGCAGGCGGAGGAGGCCGAGGAGGGCGCGCCGCGCUUCACCUCCUACAGCGCCGGCAAGUUCCAGGGGGAGGUGCUCAACAUGCAGCAGGAGAACAACCGGGUCUCCGACGAGCUGCAGAGCGGCCUCGACCACGUCAAGACGAUCCAGUUUGCCAUCGAGAAGAAGCUCAACGAGGUCGUCAAGCUCUCCUCCUCCUCCUUGCCGGCGGAGGAGGGGGAGGAGGAGGUGGUUGGGCCGGACGGGGUCCUGGCGCGGGUGCCGGCCAAGGCCAAGGUGCCACUGCAGAGCUUCCUGUUCCCGACCAAGCCCAAGAAGCCGUCGCUGUUCGCGCGCGUCACACCGGCCGUGCUCCACAAGCAGCAGUUAGACAUGAAGUUAGACAUGAAGUUAGACAUGAAGUUCCUCCCCAAGAUGUCAAAGUAG